This is a messenger RNA of Microdochium trichocladiopsis, 1551 nucleotides long. RefSeq names its product taurine catabolism dioxygenase-like protein TauD. The transcript has 3 exons. Lineage: Eukaryota; Fungi; Ascomycota; Sordariomycetes; Xylariales; Microdochiaceae. Bases 249 to 1493 code for a protein of 414 amino acids. Gene Ontology annotation, molecular function: oxidoreductase activity. The record is from RefSeq and is a predicted model, not a curated record.
UGUGAAAGACAUCUUUCGCCAAGGACACCCGCCCACCCGCGCGAGCACUUCUUAUCUAUCAGCUAUUGCUACUUGUGGCAGCGGAACCCUGCUCUUGACCAAUCACAUAACACCCUGCUGAUAACCACCAAUCGCCGGCAACUACACAACCACCACCUUGGGCUUCUCCUCCUUCUCCUUGUCUUUGUCCUUCUUCGCUCGCACGCAUCAAUUCGACAACGGCACGAGGUAAAACAGAUAGAGAGAAAAUGCCAGCCGUCGAGGUAGCCACGGCCCCUCAGCCACAGGCCGCAGACCCGUUCUACGAGCUCAAGCAGGCAGCCAAAAAGGUCAACACGGCCGUGUUUCCCGAUGGAUACAAGACGACAGGCCAACAUCCACCGCUCUACGACCAGGUGUACCCCUACAGCGCCUUCCCCAAGCACAUCACCGGCACCACCGUCUGGCGGCCCGAGGAGUACUCGUCCAACCCGGAGCGCUGGGUGCACCACUUCUCGGCGAGCGAGAUUGCCUCCUUCUCCGCGGCGGCCGACGCCUUCCUCGCGUCCGGCGAGUCCCUGACGGGCAUCAACAAGGCCCAGUUCCGGCUCGACGGGAACCUGGAGCAGCUCCUCGCCACCAUGCGCAAGGAGAUGCUCAACGGCAAGGGCUUCAUGCUCUACAAGGGCUUCCCCGUGCAGCAGUGGGGCAACCACAAGUCGGCCGUCGCGUACAUGGGCCUCGGCGCGCACAUUGGCUACCCCGUCAGCCAGAACGGCCGCGGCCACAUCCUGGGCCACGUCAAGGACCUCGGCGAGGACAGCACGCAGAUCGACAAGGUGCGCAUCUACAGGACCAACGCGCGGCAGUUCUUCCACGCGGACGACUGCGAUGUGGUCGGGCUGUUGUGCAUCGCCAAGGCGGAGGAGGGCGGCGAGAGUGAUAUUGCCUCAAUCCACCACGUCUGGAACAUCCUGCAGGACGAGCGGCCAGAUGUCGCCGAGCUCCUCACACGGCCAAUCUGGUACUUUGACCGCAAGGGCGAGGUGUCCCAGGGCGAGGACCCGUACAUCCGGGCCGCCGUCUUCUACCUCGAGACGCCGGACCCGGCAGACCCGGCCCGCGAGCAGCGCGUCUACUGCAAGUGGGACCCGUACUUUGUGCGCUCCCUCUCGCGCUUCAGCGACAAGGGCAUCAUCCCGCCCUUGUCCCCGGAGCAGGACGAGGCCGUGCGGCUCCUCGAGGAGACGUGCGAGCGCGUCAAGCUCCACAUGGUCCUCGACGUCGGCGACAUCCAGUUCGUCAGCAACUCGCACACGCUGCACGCCCGGACGGCGUACCGCGACUUUGGGCCAGACUCGGGCAAGCCCCGCCGGCAUCUCAUGCGGUUGUGGCUGAGCGUGCCCCAGAGCGAGGGCGGCUGGCGGCUGCCGUACUGGGACGCGGACGAGAAGAAGCGUGGUGGUAUCCAGGUAGAUGACACGCCGCCUGUGGCGAGGCUGGAUGCGGACUAAAAAAGAUUUAGUCGACCCGUGCAAAAGGCGUAUUGAUAUUGUCGGAAGCCGGAAGGGG